Molecule: messenger RNA, 3066 nt
Organism: Amoebophrya sp. A120
Lineage: Eukaryota; Dinophyceae; Syndiniales; Amoebophryaceae
Source: the annotation of a GenBank genome assembly
AUGGUGGACGAUUUCGGGAGGGACCUCCUUGCUGACGCCAGUACCACCGCAUCCCUGCCCGUGAGCGGGCCGAGGGACGACGCCCCUGGCGCAGCCGACCCCGCGGUGUUUGCCGUCGGUCCACCCGAGACCGAAGCACCGCGUGAAUCCGCAGGUACGGGCCCGGCCGCCGAAGCGGCUUCCGCCUCCGCGGUGUUAUUGCAGAACCUUUCUACCACACAAAAAUCCAAGUAGACCCGUACCGUGUUCGAAUACUACACUCGCAUUGCAUGUCUGUUUCAGUGUUUAUGUUAGGAUACGACAAAAAUAAAGAUUUGUUUUGGGCUGUUGAGUAUGACUGUGUUUCAAGACGCUUUUGCUUGUCUUUUUUUUUAUCUUGCAUGACAGACAAUGUGCUCUCGCGUCCGCAUGGGGCUGCAGAGAGCGUUUCUUAUGACAGCAAAACACCGGCCAAAUGAAUUUACUUUUUCUAUAUUGAUUCUUUUAUGCAAGAUGCAUUAUGUUGGUUAGGAUUACGGUUUGGGCUUACUUUUCCGUAGCAUACUUGCACAGUGCAUGGCGCGUUGGACUCUGGCACUUGCAGCCCUGAAGGAGCAGGAGCUUGCGCGGAUCACCAGUUCUCCGGACGGUUCUGACGAACAUAGAAUGGCUUCCGCGGCGAAUGCGACUGAGGUGCACCAAGUGAACAUGCAACUGUUGCAGGACUGGAACGCGAUAGUGGCUGAACACAUGAGGUUUCUAGCCUUAUUUUCAUUUUUAUUCCAAUAUGUCAGUCGUGCUCAUGUCAUGAUGAAUGCGGAUGGGCUUGGGUACUUAUGCACUUUACUCAGUUUCUGUUUCACUGUUCAAAGAGGAUCGUUUCCAUAUGACCUUCCAGGUACUCACGUCCCGAUCUACUUGACCUCCUGCUACAGCACGGCGUUUUGGGAACGCCGUAUGACCCGUCCUGGUAUCUGCACUGCAGUGGCGCCUCGUCGGGAAGGUGUUCACUUCUACGCAUUUUCACCCACAUCGAUUAAAGUAGAAAUAUUGAUAUUCAUAGUCGUCGUGCGCGGGUUUUAUAUUUUUUAUGUUUUUCUGAUUUUCAUCAUGUGCACCACGGAGAAUCGGAACAAAACAGGCCGACUCUCGCGGACUGCUUUACGUACUUGGAGGCUGACGCGACGACGGAGAAAAAUCUGGUUCCGGUCAUUAAAGCGUUUGCCUGCAUUCGGAUGCCACCGGGCUGGACCGCGCACAACGAUCUGAGUUUGCGUCGGUGCUUCUCCAAUCUGUCACUCCAAGUGAUCCAGUGCUGGAAGCAUCCCUUUUACGACCACUUCGUGCAGCUGGUGAACUGCGAACGGUACGGCAGCCUCAUACAGCAGCACUACCCGGAAAUUGGUGACGCCAUCGUAUCAAAAGAGAACAAGUGCACCCAUACCGUGUUCGAAAUCCUUCGUCAUCUCACUACCUUGUCAUUGUACAGAAAUUUGUUCGCCUCUAUCUGAGGGUUACUCGGCAUUUCAUUUGCAGCCUCUGCCUUCUUGCAUUAAAAUAGAACCACCUGUUUUGCCAGCUCAUUCGCAGGAAAAUUUCGUAUAGUGGCACAAAAAAGCACCUACAUGCAAAUCAUUUUGAAUAUGGUAUGCUCCUCUUCACUGGGAUACAUUGAGCAGGACGCCCUUCCGAAAUUCGACGACUGCGUCAACCAGCUUCCAUUGCACUACUACAGUGGCGUGCGACAACUGGCCGAUGCGCUUGACAUCCACCUACAAGCUGCUCCGAUCACGGUAGGGGAAAUCUACGAAAACCUGAUCGAGAUCACUCGCGUUGGGUUGCCGCACGCAGCAGUGGUGACUACUGCGGUGAAGAUAUUUUUAGGGGCAGAGUUUAACCGAAGAGGAGGGUUUGCGAAAUCAGGAGCACAGCGACCCGAAGUCACGGGACCAUUUUGCGUGCACUAAAAAGCCUAUUGUACAAGUUUUGUUUUUGUAUUCGAACCUGGUUUCUUAUUCUUUUUGUUUCGGGUAGAUUCAAUUCCGUUUCAGAUCGGACCUUCCAAAGGAAAUACAGGGGUAAUGCACGCUUGCUGUUUCGCUUUGCAUUUACUGAAAUUUGAAUUGAAGGGCUUCCACCUACUUUUUUGUAAAGUAGAAUUCCGCUGCAUGUCGUCUUCGAACGAGAUACCCAAAUACUGCUAGGCUAAAAUUGCAGAGGAUGCCGUUGGGACAGACUUGUAAGAUUUAAUCAAAUUGUGGUUUUAAACGUUGUGACCGUCUUCUUAGUAAAUUUUAUCAACGCAUUACCCGCUGGCGGAGCGAGGACUGCUUCUGCUAUGAGGGAAUUUUCGCUGUGCCUGGGCUAUGCUGAUUCCGAUACUUUGUGAUUCCGAUACUUUGUAGAAGACUUGCCGUGCAACAGAUCAUUUGUAUCUUGUUUCCCGCCACCGCCGCCUCUGGGGAAAGGAACAAUGGUGAAAAUGCAUGGUUUAUUGGGACAGCUUUUACCUGUACUUCAGAACUAGCAAGUGGUCUGACUGUGAGCAAUUUGAAAUGUUUUUUUUGCGUUCAGCAAAAAGUUUCAAAUUCAAUUUUGAUUUUUUUGCAAUGCGCUAAACAAUCAUGUUACCGACUCGUCUGAAGAUGAAGCGAGCACACAAUUGACUUUUUUGCAAUGUGUACUACUAAUGUUUUGUGCCUGUACCAAAGAGUCACUGAGAGAUCGUUCCCCACGAUUUUUGCCGGGUAUUUUUGUUGACGUCCAGAUUUUCCUAUUACCGGACUUCGAUAUUCCCAGAAAGGACUGCAGACUACUAGCAAAUGACAAUUUUUUCUUCAGCCUUUUUCUUUCGCCAAAAACAGAAGAAAUGCCCAACUUUCACUUUUCAAAACAUCUACAGACUGUUUCUGUUUCGCGACGCGUUUCGUUUUUCUGAACUUUGAUUCUUUAUAUUGCAUUUUGCAAUCAAUGAACAUGAACAGCGAGAACGAACGACAAGAAAAUUGUUCGUGUGCCUUUCCUGUCAAGUCGCUGAGAGCAUUUCGCCCGGCAGAUUCUUCGUAUGUUCGCUCAAGAAAACUUGCA